AAAUAGAUAAAUACUUAUUUAGACUUAUAAUUAAAUUAAUAAUAAAUAAAGCUUAAUUUAGUAAAUCUAAGAAAAAUGGAAAUAAUAUCGAAGCAAAUAUUUAAUAAUAUUUAAUAGACUUAACAAGCUCAAGGUCAACAAACUUUCAAAUUAGCUUUCAGCCUAUAUUAAAAGCUUGCUAAUUCUUAAAAUUUAGUAUUUUCUCCUGCAUCUAUAUAUCUGGCACUUGCUAUGGUUGCUAUAGGAUCUAAAGAGCAAACAUUAUAGGAGUUUAAAAAUUUACUUGAUUUUAAUGAUAUCAAUUAACUUUCUAAAGCCACAGCAAGCAUUUUAAAAAUACUAUAAAAAGAUGAAAAUAAUCUUAAAGCACAUAUUGCAAAUAAGGUGUACUCAGGAUUACCUGAAUUAGGUGCAGAUUAUUAGCUGAUUGUAUCUUAAAAUUUAGGCGCAACUAUUGAAAAAGUAAAUUUUAUUUAGUAUUUUGAGCAAAUCAGAACCUAAAUAAAUGAAUGGGUUUAACUCGUUACCUAGUAAAAAAUUAAAAAUUUACUCCCUCCAGGUAGCUUAAAUUAAUCAACAGCUAUGGUAUUGGUGAAUGCUAUCUAUUUUAAAGGAGAUUGGUUUAAAAAAUUUGAUAAAAAAAAGACAUAAAAAUUAGACUUUUUCUUAGAAUAUGAAAAUGCUGGAUAAAAAAUCAAGACAGAUAUCAUGUCUAUAUAAGAAUAUUUUGAUUAUUAUGAAGAUGGAAACUUUUAAUAUAUUUAAAUUCCUUAUAAAGGUGGAUAAUAUUCAAUGGAAAUACUUUUGCCAAGAUCUUCAAUUCAAUAGUUUGAGUAAACACUUUCUGACUAAGUAUUUUAAAAAGCGAGGGUGAAUAAAUUUAAUAAAAAAUUAAAGUUGUACUUACCUAAAUUCAAAAUAUAACCUGAAUCUGUAAUAGACUUACAAUAUAUUCUAAAGUAAUUAGGAAUCACAACUGCUUUUUCAAACAAUGCUGAUUUUUCCUUUAUGGAUCCAACCAAAAAAGUGGUUUUAUCUAAUGUUUAUCAUAAAUCUGUUAUAGAAGUUAAUGAAGAUGGAGCAGAAGCAGCUGCAUCAACAGCUGUAGUAAUGCAAUUAUCAAUUUAAAAAGAUAUUUAAAUGUUGUGUAAUAAACCAUUUAUUUACUCUAUCACACAUAUACCCAGCUAGACUAUUUUAUUUUUAGGGAAAGUAACAGACCCUUCAAAAUUAAGUUGA
Messenger RNA from Tetrahymena thermophila SB210, 1239 nucleotides. RefSeq names its product proteinase inhibitor I4 serpin. The transcript has a single exon. Gene Ontology annotation, molecular function: serine-type endopeptidase inhibitor activity. The record is from RefSeq and is a predicted model, not a curated record. NCBI's taxonomy places the organism in Eukaryota, Ciliophora, Oligohymenophorea, Hymenostomatida, Tetrahymenidae.